AUGUUCAACCACCUGAUCCAGAGGUAAACACAGUAACCGCAUCAACACAUCAAGUAAUUAUGCCAUACCACAGUGGAGCUCCUGAAGCCUCAUGUGUUCUAAUAUUCUUCACUCCUCACAACUGGAAUCAACUCUCGUCAUGGAUAGCGAUGUAGGCCUGGGCAUGGAUGAAGAGGACUCCGAUUUUGCGUCCCAUGGUUCAGGCGGGACUAGCACACACCAAACGUAUCCUUGGAGCAACUAUUCAUUGCCGCAGCUUCGAGAGCUGCUCCGACAGCGCGGUCAGCUUACCACCGGCAGCAAGGCAGCGCUGAAGAAACGGUUGAAGAACCUGGAGCGCAGUACCAAAGCUGUGACUUCUGGCCAACCAGCAACGACAAUCAAUAUCUCUGGUCAGCAACCUGGUCAAGAGGCCGACGUACCUGUAGUAUUAGGACCGCUCGCAACGACUAAUGGCGAGUCGAAGCGCGCAAAAAGUGCAGCUCAUCCCUUGCGAUCCAGGAUCUCCUCCCGAUCCAACAGCUUUUCUCAGCAUUUUACAGAAUUUAUAAAUCGAAGAAGGAUUGCCCUCGAGACCGAGCGACACGAGAUCUCCGUGUAUACUUCACCACUGACUGUCCUGUCGUACUUUGUCUUGUACCUCUUACACGAGUUCCGUAUGCUUCUGGUCUGGAUCGUAUCCCAGCAAUAUUUGUUGGUGGUGCUACCUCUUCUCACGGCCGUCAUCUACUUUGUAUACCAAACCGAUGGUGCUCAUCAACCGCUUCUGAAACAUGCGGAGUCAGGACUGAUCUGGUAUGGAUAUUGGACAUUACUCGGGAUUGCAUCUUCGGUCGGACUCGGCACCGGACUGCACACAUUCAUCCUCUUCCUGGGACCACAUAUCGCAGAGGUCACGCUCACAGCCUACAAGUGCGGAAACACUGACUUUGAUGUCAGAGGCGAUCAUAGGUAUAUCUGCAAGUCGCCAGAGUCGCUCACCGUCCCCAUCGGCAUCUAUACGGUCUUUCAAGCUGUGCAAUGGGAGAGUUUCUUCUGGGGAUUUGGAACUGCUAUCGGAGAACUGCCGCCGUACUUUGUUGCAAGGGCUGCUGCACUGUCUGGGAACAGGAACGAGGAGCUGGCAGCCAUUGAAGAUCUGCUGAAGAAGAAGCCCGAUUCGGUGUCAUACAAGGAACGCAUCCUACUCAUGGUGCACGAGGGCAUGAAGCGCCUGGGAUUCUUUGGCAUUUUCCUUUGUGCCUCUAUCCCCAAUCCGCUCUUUGACCUCGCAGGAAUCACCUGCGGGCAUUUCUUGAUCCCGUUCUCGACCUUCUUUGGCGCCACCUUUCUUGGCAAGGCCGUCGUGAAAUCGUCGAUCCAGACCCUCUUUGUGAUCCUGAUGUUUUCUGCCGACACACUCGCCGCGGUCAUGAGCUGGCUCGAGCGAUCGGCUCCGUUCAUUCAUGGAUAUCUCGCUGACGGAAUUAAUUCGCAAAAGGGCGCUCUUCGUGGAGAGGGCAGGGUGUCUGAGGACGAUCUGGAGAACUCAACCAGCCUUGUGGGCCUAAUCUGGAACACCAUCAUCUUUAUCAUGAUCUCCUACUUCCUCCUGUCGAUUGUCGAGACAAUGGCGUUGGCGCAGAUCAAGAGAAGACACGAUCAGGAACUUGUCGAGCUGGAGGGAAAGAUCCGAAGUGGCGACACCAAAGCUCUCUUUGUUGCCGUCUCAGAAGACCUGAACGAGUCUUCAAAGCUAUCGUCUUCGUCAAAUUGAGAAUCGGUUGCUGUUGCUCCGCUACAGUCAAAAUAGGAAACCCAAAGUAACAUAGUCCUUUAUUCUUGUUUUCAUCGCGUUUGUAUCUAUCAUUAUAUUACUCACCUCCAAUACUUUAAUGCCGCCUCAUUUCAACUUAAUGUCAUUUUCUCCUUCGCAGAGUACCUGCAAAUAAAACUACGAUGCAGCGCGCCCUAAGCGCGUUAGAAUGCGAGAAGGAAUAUCAAGACUAUGUGUUGGCUAAAGAUUGCUGAAGUUGCAUAUAACAAAAGCACUACAGGAACACGCAGAUGGCGUUUUAGUCAAUAAUGACAAAUGUGCAAUGGGUAUCCCAAAUACGAUGCGCGAGCAAUUAUCUAUUAUUUGGAAUAACUAGAACGUCAAAAGCGCAUUUCGCCUCUUCCCAACUGCGUG
This is a messenger RNA of Gamsiella multidivaricata, 2170 nucleotides long. RefSeq lists its product as uncharacterized. Bases 92 to 1756 code for a protein of 554 amino acids. The transcript has 6 exons. The record is from RefSeq and is a predicted model, not a curated record. Lineage: Eukaryota; Fungi; Mortierellomycota; Mortierellomycetes; Mortierellales; Mortierellaceae.